Messenger RNA from Arthroderma uncinatum, 2112 nucleotides. RefSeq lists its product as uncharacterized. The record is from RefSeq and is a predicted model, not a curated record. The transcript is spliced from 4 exons. Lineage: Eukaryota; Fungi; Ascomycota; Eurotiomycetes; Onygenales; Arthrodermataceae. The coding region runs from base 1 to 2112 and encodes 703 amino acids.
AUGUCUCAAGCUUCCACUGAGCUGCUAUCUGCCCUGCAAAUUCUUUGCAACACCUCUCGUGAAUCACUUCGCGCCUUCCGCGGAUUGGAUACUUGGGAAAGAGUGAAGGUUGUUAUCAAUUCUAUCGACGACGACUCAGACACAAGCUCAGAGAAUGAAGACCUUUUACAAAGCUCUCUAUCUUGUCUCUCUUCCUCAACACCAUCGAUUAUCAGCUCACAGAGCCAUCGGUCAUCCAGCGCUAUUUUGCCAGCUCCCACAUGCAUCACCCCAUCCGUUGAGAAUAUAUCAACCAGUGGGGCCGGCAUUUCCCAGCGCAAGCGUAAAGAUAUAUGUGUCGAGUUUCUUAAUGAGGUGAAGAAUGUUUUGCCAAAUCUUAUUGAAUUUUCGACCAAGUAUCAAACGCUAGAGGCGAUACCGCUUGAAAAGGAAUUUUCACUCGACAAACGGAUCCUGUUCUUAAAAGUUGUUUAUGGCUCUAAGGUUCUCAGCCAGCACGCUGAGGAGCACGCGGGCGCCGCAAUAGGAAUGCUACCUAUUCUCUCAUUUGCUUACCUAAAGUUUCGGUUAUUGAAGUACGAUCAAUAUCCGCGGGCUAUCGAUGCCCUCCUUCUCGAGGACAGGAUGGUGAAUGCUAUUAAAGGCCUUUCGAAGUGGACUCAGGAACUGAUAACCACAUUUCAAUCGCCUUAUCAAAGGGAUACUGGUAUUCUGCAGAACCUUUUUCAAACACAAUCUGGCACGAUACUUGACUCUUUGAGUACGCGGGCCUCUCUCUCUGAAGAAUCCGUGAAUGAAGAAGUCAGGCAACCGGAGCGGGGCGGUUCUUCGCCUACAGGGAGAAUGGAUGCGGGCGGCCUGACAGCAACAUUUGGGAUAAACGCGUACUUGCGGGCGGACCACGCGGCUGCGACACAGACUUCAUCGCGCGCGGAGUUACUGACGGAGCAGGAAGUUAGAUAUCAAGGCCCGCACACAAUGGGAAUAGUGACGGCUACGGCGAAGCGACGGCGGCUGAACGUUGCGUUGAGCGGCCAGAAAAGUAGUCUGUCUAGUCACGGAUCGAUCCAACGGAGUGCGGACAAUUGCCAAGCCAUAGCACUAGCAUUGCCUGCUAGUGGUUCAUUUGAAGGUAGACAUCAUCAGGGUGUCCAACGACGGAUGCUGACGGAUGCUGCGGAUACACCCACCGUAGCAGAAAGCGGUUCUCUCGGUACGCAGGCCUCUCUCCCCGAAGAAUUUGUGAAUGAAGAAGUAAGUCGGUCAAGGCCGAAUGAGUUUUUGCCUGUAGGGCGAACUGGGCCGAAACGUCGCCGCCCGGAUAUUGCACCGAGCGACCUGACAGGUACUGUAUUCGGUCAACGUGGACCGGCCCAUCACUUCCGGAAUUCGCAAGGCCAGGCGGAUGGUGAUGUGCCUGGGCACGGUCCAAUGGUAACCAACCGAGUCAACAACAAUCAUCUUCGUGUGCAACAUCUAGAUAGUUUCACGCAAGCGUCGAGUCAGCAGGCCAACAUCAUUAAUCAACUACCAGCGCAGUCCACGGCACAUCUUAACCUAGAUAAUCCGGCAAACACAUCGAGUGCGAACCAUCCGAAUUUGAUACAGUAUCAUACGUUGUGCCCAACCGCACAUAAUAUAGACCAAGUGCGGCAAAAUAUGCCCCAACCGGGUCCUCCCAACGCAGCGGCGCAAACACCACUCAAUCCAAACACAGACCAGGGCCAUACAACACCUGGGAUGGACGCGUGCUUACAACCACGGGCGAACCACGCGGCUACGGCACAAAGCUCACCAACUAGUGACUUUCUCUGGCUUGCUUCAUAUGCGAACUUUGACUCGGGGAAUAUAGGUUUAGACACACAUUUUCCACCAGCCAGCGAUGUUGACCUCCUCCAACUUGGCCUACAUACAGAUUUCACGUUAAUGGAUACAAGCUUGGCCCAACUACCGGCUAGGUCUGCCUCUGAUCAGCCUCUUCACCAUCCAGGGUUGGUACCGGCGAAUACGAUGACCCCCAUACAGUUCCCUCAGUCUCAGGUACAAGAACCAAGGUCUAGCCUCCAGCUUGGCAUAUAUGCCGACGUUCUUAACACAAAUCAUGCCGAAUAA